CUCCUUUACAGCUAUAUGAACAUCAACUGUCUCCUCUGAUUUGAGCAGUACCUCUAAGAUACAAGAAACAUGUUUUACAGCAUCCCAGGAUAUGAGGGAAUUGCGGCUGGCGGAGGUGGUGCGUAUCUUCCUCCUCCAAUGCCCUCUGUGUUGAUGCCUGUGCCUGAUCACGCUACCAGCCAUCCAGAGUGGCAGAACAACAUUCCUUCCAUCUCGGAGGGAAGAGCUCGUCAAGCUUUUGAAGAGUACGUCUCCAGCAAGUGCUGCUAUAGUUCUGCCCCGGUCAGAGAUGGAAUCAUAACUAACAUGGAGUCCUUUAAUACCUACAGGUAUCGUUUGGAGACAUUCACAGAGUCCAGAUCUACUAAAUGGGGUCAGGAGCCUUACACAGGACAGCGUGUGGAUGCCGGUAUUCAGCGUCCUCCAGGACCGUGGGAGAUCGCAGCUCAGCCUCCGUCCUAUUUUAUUGAUCACAAGGAGACCAUUAGAGUGCCAUACACUUCCUCAAUCAAGAAAUGUGACCCAUGCAGCGGAAUGGGAAAAAACUCUUGUUCUUCCUGCACUGGUACUGGAAGCAAAGUGUGCUCUGGAUGUAACGGUUCUGGUAAACUUCCUGAUAACGAGUCCUGCAAUAAAUGUGACUAUAGUGGACACCAAAAAUGUAGUUCAUGUAGCGGCAGCGGCUUUCACAAGUGUGACACCUGUGACGGAAGGGGACAGUUGCUCAUCUUCAUCAACCUCAAAGUUAAAUGGAGCACUGAGAAGGAUGAUUACGUAGCGCAGGAUUCAAGUGGACUGAGACCAGAAAAGCUGGGGAAGGUUUCAGGAAAAGAACUCUUCAAGGAUGCCCAGAUUAUGGUCUAUCCAGUGAUGGGUUUUCCUGAUGUUUCUGUUGCACAAGCGUCUGAGCGUGUCAUUAGAGACCAUCAGGUGAAAUAUACCAAGAACUCCCACAUAUUACAACAGAGGCAGACAAUUGAGCUCAUUACCAUAACGAGAGUGAACUACAUGUGGAAAGAAAAGUCUUAUGUUUAUUACGUGUAUGGAAAUGAGUUAAAAGUGAACGCUGAUGACUAUCCCGCCACCUGCUGCUGUUCUGUGAUGUAACUUUAUAU
This is a messenger RNA of Labeo rohita (rohu), 1115 nucleotides long. RefSeq names its product protein SSUH2 homolog. Bases 70 to 1107 code for a protein of 345 amino acids. The record is from RefSeq and is a predicted model, not a curated record. Gene Ontology annotation, molecular function: heat shock protein binding. Lineage: Eukaryota; Metazoa; Chordata; Actinopteri; Cypriniformes; Cyprinidae. The transcript has 12 exons.